Messenger RNA from Colletes gigas, 423 nucleotides. RefSeq names its product WD repeat-containing protein on Y chromosome-like. The record is from RefSeq and is a predicted model, not a curated record. The transcript has 3 exons. NCBI's taxonomy places the organism in Eukaryota, Metazoa, Arthropoda, Insecta, Hymenoptera, Colletidae. The coding region runs from base 1 to 423 and encodes 140 amino acids.
AUGGAAAAUAUAGAAAUAAUCGAUGAAGUGGAUCCGCUGUUGUACGAGUUCAACGAGUCGGACUCGACUAAUACCGAAAACGAAGUAUCGUCGACGUUUCUUUGUGGAGAGAGUUUGAAACCACCGAUACUGGGCAGUUCCUAUCGAGUUCCCGAUAUACCGAAAAAGUGUAUCGAACCGAUGAUUCUGGAUACAUCGUUGCCUUACAUUCCGGUCUAUACUCAUUUAAAAAUAUAUGAUUUAAAACCCGUCGAAAGGCCUAAUACUCCACCCACGUUGUCCGAGUUACGAUUGAAAAUCCUAGACGAUAAUGAAUCCUGUUUGUCUUCCAAAGCGUCGCCAUUAACAGGACGAAACAGUAAACAACGUAGUUCCAUUACGGCGAAAUCGCGCGAAAGUGAAAGAGUUUUAAAAACAGAAUGA